This is a messenger RNA of Danaus plexippus (monarch butterfly), 2757 nucleotides long. RefSeq lists its product as uncharacterized. The transcript is spliced from 8 exons. The coding region runs from base 153 to 1178 and encodes 341 amino acids. The record is from RefSeq and is a predicted model, not a curated record. Lineage: Eukaryota; Metazoa; Arthropoda; Insecta; Lepidoptera; Nymphalidae.
AUUUGAAAAUAGAAUAGAAUAAAUGACAAAUAACUUCUUUCUUCGCUUUCAGCCGCAUGAAGUAUACUUUGUAUUAUGUAGCAAUUGCCAGUACAAGAAGACAUUAGUGUACUAUAGAACAGUGAAUAAAUUGAUGUUGAAGGUGUGUUACAAUGGCCAAUGCAGAUUUUAGAAAAGAUGUUAUGGCGGUACGUCCCAGGAGCGUCUAUACUGCGCAUUCCUAUAACCAGGAAGAGUCGAGUCUUUCUACUUUCCAAGACUACAGCAAGUUUCUGGAGGGUGGAUUAGGGCAAGCUGAAUUGGUGGGCGCUUCGGGCUGGCAGCCGCCGUGGCGGGCGCCUCUUCAGCGCAAGGCACCCUUCUACCCUGGGGAUGACAUCUACCAUGCUGACACGUGGCGCGAACUCGAGGUAACUGACGGCGUCGGAGGUGCAACUUACAAUGUUUCCGUGACCCCCCAUGGUACUGUUUGUAUGAGGCUUAGGGACAGGGUCAAGGUAGACAUGACGAUCGAUGGUGCUGUUCGACUCACCAACGCCAAGAAUAAUAUAAUCUUGGCUUUGUCUCGCUCGGGCGCGUCGGCCGCUCUCAUCCACCCCAACGGAAGGGUCUACCAGUACGGCUCUAGGGUCGAGAUCCAGGCCAGGCAUCAGCAGGGGAACAAUAAGUACGCGAAGAUGUGGUACAAGGGCGUGUCGUUCACGGCGGAGCAGUGUGCGCUGGUGUACCUCGUGGACGCGGCUGGUACAAGAACCACCACAGACACCUUCCUCGACAUGAGCCAGGACUUCACGCUCAAUGUGUUCUACAACGAAUCUCGCCAUGGGCCGUCGUACGUGAACGAGGCCCUGUCCCUGCUUCAAGGCGUGCAGUACUGGUUGACGGAUGAUGGCAUUGAUAAUUGGAUCAUCAACAACGUGCGAGUCAGCCAGACAGCAGACGGACUUGUAAGAAUCCACCGGUGCAGCCACAAGUACCAGCUUCGCACGAGCCCCAGUAACGGCUCGGCGUCCAUAACCAGCCCUUUCCUCCACUGCACCGCCUCCCUCGGACAGACGCAGCAUUUGUUUGUCAGGCGGGGAGAAAGGCGAAUGCACUUUGACGGUAAUUCGUUUAUAGUUCGCAACGCUGGGCAUUCAGCCGGCUUCGACGACAAGAACCAGCUCAAGGUGUACUGAGAUCCCAAUAGCUAAACCGCCAUCCUUAUAUGUCACAUUCAAUUAAUAUCUCUACAUUUUUAACCAACGUCGUAUGUUGUACAGUACUCCCGUGUUUUGUAUCCAGGCUGCAUUUUUUUUGUUGUACCUAUUUUAAGUUUUUGAUUUGGUAUUUUGAAACUAAUGGACAAGUUGUAUAAAGUUGUUGUUGGAGCCGGUGUCCAAGAGGGACCGGCCGUUGUUGCUAUGUACUGCCGAGUGAAGGUAAGGAAGUGAUAAACUCAUCUAUUUGUGUAAUCGCGUUAGCCGGUGAACUGCGCUCGUGUAGGUCGGAACUAAAAUGGCGCCGUCACAGCACUGGUCUCUUUAAAAACAAUGUAAUAAAUAAGAGACAUAAAUAUAGUGCCUUUGGGGAUGUUUAUUUUAAUGGAUUUUUUUAUUUUUGUUUAGUCUUCGGUUAUUCGAUUAAUUGCUUGUAUGCUAUUUAAAUAACGAUAAAUAUAAUUCUGGCAGAGACAAAUAUAGUUAAAAAAGUUGUUUAACAUUCGCUCACUCUGCAAAAAUGUUCCUAACCAGGAAUUCAAUAAAACUGCUGUAACGAGGAACUUGUUAAAACAGUUCUAUAAUCGGCAAACGAACGACUUUGAACUUUGCUUAGUACAAGUUUGCAUCGUCGUACUACUUACGCGGGAUGUGCUGUUUCCCAUUCAAUAGCCUAGUUUAAUACUACAUAUAACUCGCGAAGGUUCAUAAACGCUCCGUAUUUAGUUUGUCGAUACAAACCUGUAGUAAGCGCGCUGGUCAGCUCUACGAUCUGAACGCGGACGGCUUUAAUAUGUAAUGUUUCGAUACCUACCGUACGGUGACGUAAUGACUCUACGUACCGGUAGUGCGACAUAUUGAACAAAAAUCACUUUCUAAAUCAACUCGGCUUCUAUCCGACGCUAACAGGUAAUGCAUCUAACAAUAAAAAUGUAAUAUUCCCAUUAUAUUUGGUUUUUGCGCCAAGCUCGUCCUUCUCAUAUGAUCCAUAUACCAUAUAUACAUAUAGUUUAGCAUCGACAUAGUGAUUAAGACUACAGUUGUAUACUAAGUGUUUGAUCAAUGACAGUUUCAAUGUUGUAUUGUGAUUUGUAAAUGUUUUUUUAUUAUUUUAUCGCUUGAUAGUUGCCGUUCAUCGUUGGUGACGUUUUACACGGAUGCGCCUUUAUUCUUUUUUUUAUAUAAUUGUAUUUAUUGAUGCGUUGUUUGAAAUGGCUUUUAUACAAUGCCAUUUUGAAGAUCGUAUGGGCUUAGUUACUUAAUCAUUUUCAGCGGACUGUAACAGGUGACUUUCAUAUAAGUGUUUAUGCUAGUGACUAUUUUGACGUUGAUUAUUCCACUACGGAUAGCGUUCUGCCUCUGACUGGUGUAAAUAAGAUUUUUAAUAUUUAACACUGGUAGCUUGGCACUUGUUACAAUAUGUAUACAUAUAGCUAGUAAUGGUUUCGGGGUUUCGCUUGUCUCAUUAGUUUCAAUGUGUUGAAAGCUUCAAGUAAAUGAAUGACUUGUAUCUAAUAUAAAGUAUGUUAUAAACCAAUAAAGUAUAUUUUUUGGAUAA